CCAAUGAGAUUAAACCAGGAAGUUAUCGCGCGAUAUAUAACGAAAACACUUGUUUUUUUUUCUUUCAACAAUCACUACAUGUUAUUUACCGAGUGUACUUUAACAUUUCAGUGGUUUUAUCAACACAUGUUUACCAAGAUAUGUUACAUCUCAACGCUUGGUAGUUAAUUAUUUCUGUCGACAUGGGCAAAGUUCACGUAGCAACAUGGAGGUAAAAGACGUGGAGAAGUGUUGCUGUGUCGUUACCUUAACGGACGCUUUAUCCACCAAAGCGCCGGUAAGUUUUAGUGGAGUCCUCGUCCGUCCCGGUGCGGUGAUAUGCACCGGCUUCCCCUUUUUUCGUUUCGUUACCCACAAAAAGCCCUCUGCGAGGUGCCUCUUACGUCACAACUUCCGGGAUGCGCUUCAAAUUAGCGUCACGUUUCCUUCCUGUCGUCACGUGGAGGCUAACCCAUGCGUAAUGACCCACGAGUGUCCACCUGGCAGGAACACAACAACAACAACAACAACACGUCAGUGGGAGGCAGAGCUGCUAAUGCUGGUCAACUGCGUGGAGUUCAAACAGGCUUUCCAGGCAGUUUUCCAGGAGGCUGACGGAUGGCGUUUCCAUGGCGACGAGGAUGAGGAGCUGAUCGGAGAUGCUGACCACCUGAGCUGGUUCGCUGUGCUCAAGACGGCGGAACACCUGAAGCCAGGUGCCCCCUGGGAGAAGAGCUCGGCCCUUCGGAAAGGCGUCCCGGUCUUGGCGUGCGGGUCGCCUUUCGGAUCCCUCUGCGUGGACCUCUUCAUCAGCACCAUCAGCGGAGGCAUCAUCAGCAACCUGGCGGGGGAGGACAACGCCGUCAUCCUCACGGACGCCCGCUGCGUGCCGGGCACAGAAGGCGGGGGGUUGUUUGCGCUGGAAGACUCCGGCGGCGUGCGACUCGUCGGGGUGAUCGUGUCGCCGUUUGGAUGGAAGGCCAACGAGUGGAUCGGCCUCACGCUGGUCUGCUCGGUGCAGUCGAUCUUCAGGAACGUUCUCCGAUGCGCCAACGCUGAAGAUCCACUCCGGGAUGUCUGCCUUCAUCCCGCAGAGGUCAUCCCUGCUCCGGACUCCAUGGCUGGUCCGUACCCGGUCGUGGGGUUGGUGGACAGUGGGCAGCAGUGGGGCUCGGGGGUGCUUGUGACCUCUGACCUGGUUCUAACCUGCCGACACGUAGUCAAGGGGAAGUCCACGGUCGCUAUGAAGUUCCACCACAGGGACAGAGUCCUUGAUAGUGUCGGUGAUGUCAUCUUUUCCACUAAAACGUCGUCACCCUACGAUGUCGCCGUGGUCCAGUUGAGACAACCCUUCCCAGACUUUCGAGUCCCUCGAACGGCUCAGAAGUUCCACCCAGGCGAGCGCCUCCUGGUGGUGGGUUACGGCGGGCUGGGCGGCAGGUGCGGUCCAUCCUUGACGUGCGGCGUCCUCUCCAAGGCCAUCAGCGUCAACCGUCGGCCUGUCAUGCUUCAGACCACGUGUGCAGUACAGGCAGGGGCCAGCGGGGGCGCUGUGGUGCGGGCAUCGUCUGGAGAGCUGCUGGGCAUGGUGGCGAGCAACACGAGAGACAUGACCGCCAAAGUCACCUACCCACACCUCAACUUCUGCAUCCCGGUCACCGUGCUGCAAGGACCCUUACGCCGAUUUCAUCAGCGGAGGGACGUGACGGCGUUUGAAGCGUUGGACACCACCGAGGAAGAAGUCAGAAGGGUGUGGAGGCUACAAGACGCACACAGUAAACUGUAGGUGGCGCUAUGCUGGAGAGAAAAAGGUUGCUGCAAAUGAUUGGUCCCAUUGGGCAGCUUGACGGCGGCUUUGAGAUACACGGACAUCUGUUAGGUGGCGUACUCCACUCAUUCAUCGCUAACACGUUCACACAAACCUUUUAUGUUUAACGUUUAAAUACAAAACUCAAAACCAGAGAAGUUGCCACUUUGUGUAAAUGGUAAAUAAAAACAGAAUACAAUGAUUUGCAAAUCCUUUUCAACCUUGAGACCUCCAAAUAUGCCUACCUCUUUAGGACCACCCUCUCUAGAUAUAUAAAGCCUUGCAUUUACAACAUUAAUAAUAUACAUACUAUGUAAAUAUAAAAAAGGUAAGCUUUUAGUUAAUUUAUUUUUUAAAUUUUUUGUUUGUAAUUAAUUUUUAAUCUUCAUUAUUUACUUCAAGUUAUUACACUAUGUCUCUAUAUACAUAUUUAUUAGAGAUGUCCGAUAAUGGC
This is a messenger RNA of Nerophis lumbriciformis (worm pipefish), 2240 nucleotides long. It is a transcript of the gene tysnd1, whose product is annotated as trypsin like peroxisomal matrix peptidase 1. Gene Ontology annotation, biological process: protein processing; regulation of fatty acid beta-oxidation. NCBI's taxonomy places the organism in Eukaryota, Metazoa, Chordata, Actinopteri, Syngnathiformes, Syngnathidae. Gene Ontology annotation, cellular component: peroxisome. Gene Ontology annotation, molecular function: serine-type endopeptidase activity. The record is from RefSeq and is a predicted model, not a curated record.